GAACAAAUCUGGGCAGCUUUUCUCACUUUGUCCACUCUCUCUCUCUUCUUGCCACCUUUUCUAUCAAGGUGGCAAAUAAAAGUUUACAUCAAGAAUCAUUUUUUUUUUCUCAAAUAUUUUUUUCAUAUACCUAAAAAGAAAAAAAUGAGUCUGUUUGGUCUUGGAAGGAACCAGAGAACAUUCCGACCCAAAAAGACUGCACCCUCAGGGAGUAAGGGUGCACAGUUAAGAAAGCACAUUGAUUCUACAUUAGGCAGUGGAAACUUGAGAGAGGCCGUGAGGCUUCCUCCUGGGGAAGAUAUUAAUGAAUGGCUAGCUGUCAACACUGUAGAUUUCUUCAACCAGGUGAAUCUACUUUAUGGCACCCUCACUGAGUUCUGUACGCCAGAAAACUGCCCGACAAUGACUGCAGGCCCCAAGUAUGAGUAUAGGUGGGCUGAUGGUGUACAGAUUAAGAAGCCUAUUGAAGUUUCGGCUCCGAAAUAUGUUGAAUAUUUGAUGGACUGGAUUGAAACUCAAUUGGAUGACGAAUCUUUAUUUCCUCAAAGGCUUGGUGCACCUUUUCCUCCUAACUUCAAGGAUGUUGUCAAGACAAUAUUCAAACGCCUCUUUCGUGUAUAUGCUCAUAUUUAUCACUCCCAUUUUCAGAAGAUUGUGAGUCUUAAGGAGGAAGCCCAUUUGAAUACGUGCUUCAAACACUUCAUACUCUUCACCCAUGAGUUUGUGCUGAUUGACAAAAAAGAGCUGGCUCCACUCCAAGAACUCAUAGAAUCUAUUAUUGUUCCUUACUGAACAUCUUCUUUCUGUUUGCUUUUAAACCUGUUUUAAUAGGAAAUUGAAUAGUAGUAUGAUGUGAAUAAAAAUGUAUUUAUAGUCUUCUAUAUGUAGCCUAAGGUGACAUUUUAAUGAUGUGCAUGCUAAUAUUAUUGGGGACAGUUUAGAAGUUUGAUUACAGAAAAUUUCAAUAUUUUACAUAAUUACUGAAAAUUUUGA
This is a messenger RNA of Capsicum annuum, 993 nucleotides long. Its product is annotated as MOB kinase activator-like 1A. The transcript has 7 exons. Gene Ontology annotation, molecular function: protein kinase activator activity. Gene Ontology annotation, cellular component: cytoplasm; nucleus. Gene Ontology annotation, biological process: signal transduction; positive regulation of protein phosphorylation. The record is from RefSeq and is a predicted model, not a curated record. Lineage: Eukaryota; Viridiplantae; Streptophyta; Magnoliopsida; Solanales; Solanaceae. Bases 145 to 792 code for a protein of 215 amino acids.